CUUCACGGACGGCUGUUGCUCUUGAUACGUGAAGCUGUGCACCAGCCAUAAGCAAGUCGAUGACCGUCAGCUUCAAGCUCUCUCCAGUGUGGUUCCUUUACAACUGACCAAGAUGAACGGCCCGUUGGAAAAGAACUCCUCCUCGGUGAGGAAGCGCAUUGAAAAUCAUGUCUUUGAGGAUGAGGACGGCGAUGAGUAUGAAGGCAGUGAAUUCAAUGGGUUUGGCGACUACUUUCGUCGAAAGAAGAUCAAACUUCAGAAUUUGGAUGCCGAGAUACGCGCUUCGUCUGACAAGCCGCCUAUCUUUAAAGGGAUCGUUGCCCAUGUUAACGGCUACACUCAGCCGCCCCUUCAUGUACUUCACCACGAUAUUGUGCAGCACGGUGGUGGCUUUCUUCAAUAUCUCGACUCAAAAACCAUGGCUACUCACAUCAUAACAGCCAAUUUAACGCUAAAGAAAGCUGCUGAGUUUAGCCGGUACAGAAUCGUGAAGCCUGCAUGGAUUGUUGACUCAAUAAAAGCUGGCAAGCUUCUACCAUGGACUGAUUACCGAGUAAUAACUGAAAGCCCUAGCCAGAAAGUCUUGAUGUUCGGUAGCAGCGGUGGACUUACCCAAACCAGCCCCUCCCCCGUAAGGCGCAGUUACAAAGAGCAGACAGAGAAUAGCUUUUAUACAGAUCAGAUAAAAGCUGAAUCACAAAGCGAAUUGACGAGCCAGCUCAUGGAUAAAUCUGUUUUACCUAGCCGACGACAGGCCGAGAGAUCCGACGACAUACUUCCAAACGCAAGUGGACUGGUGGCCUCCAAGCCAGGGGAUGACAUGGACUAUUCUGCAGGUGACAAUACGAAAAGCAAGGUCGAACUUAAGGCGCAAUUGGUACCCGACUCUGCUAGCUUGGUAGAUCCAUCGAAAAUAUCUCCCAAGCAUAUGACCUCGGAAGAGCACAAUGCUUGGUUACUCUCGGAUCCGAAGAUAAGACAAGCUUCCACAGCCAAUCCUGACUUUUUGAAGCAGUUCUACUCCGAAAGCAGGCUCCACCAUCUCUCAACUUGGAAGGCCAGUUUAAAGUCAUCGAUGCAACGCUUAGCGUCCGAAAAGGGGUUGUCAAACCAGAAGAAGACAAGACGACCUGGCUCGAGAAGGUACAUUAUGCAUGUAGACUUUGAUAGCUUCUUCUGUGCAGUCUCUUUAAAGCGGCAUCCUGAAUGUUUGGACAAGCCAUGCGUUGUCGCUCACAGCACAGGAUCUGGUUCAGAAAUUGCAAGCUGCAAUUAUGUCGCUCGAGAAUUUGGCGUUAAGAAUGGCAUGUGGAUGAAAAGAGCUCUUGAGUUGUGCCCUGACUUGAAAGUCUUGCCAUAUGAUUUUCCUGCAUACGAAGAAGUGAGUCGCCAAUUUUAUGGCGCUAUCAUCAGUGUUGGUGGCAUUGUCCAAAGUGUAAGCGUCGACGAGGCAUUGGUUGAUGCCACUGAUAUCGUCCUUAAGGCGGCUGAAUCUCAUGGCCUCGGCGUUGAAGAGGGCAGCCUUUGGAAGGAGGAGCAAAAAGCCGACGAGAUUGCGUUGAGCUUGCGCAAUCAAAUCAAAGAAGAAACUGGCUGUGCCGUUUCAGUUGGUAUCGGCGCAAAUAUCCUGCAAGCAAAAGUCGCCUUGAGAAAAGCCAAGCCUGCCGGCCAGUUUCAUUUAAAACCAGACCAAGUCUUGGACAUCAUUGGGGACCUGAAAGUUGAGCAGCUUCCAGGCGUCGCGUAUAGCAUCGGCGGGAAACUCGAAGAUCUAGGAGUUAAAUUUGUCAAAGACCUUAGAGACGUCCCAAAGGAUCGUCUCGUUUCAGUACUGGGGCCUAAGACGAGUGAUAAACUUCAUGACUAUGCUCGUGGUAUUGAUCGAUCGGAGGUUGGGGAACAGCCUCCUCGGAAGUCAGUGUCAGCAGAGGUGAGCUGGGGAAUCCGCUUCAUUAGUCAAGCAGAAGCAGAAGAGUUCGUCUAUAACCUCUGCAAAGAAUUGGAAAAGAGGCUGGUGAAUGAGCACGUCAAAGGAAAGAAUCUCACAAUGAAGAUUAUGAGACGCGCUCUUGAUGCGCCUCUGGAUCCAACAAAACAUCUAGGUCACGGAAAAUGCGACUCAUUUAAUAAGAGUGCAUCUUUUGGCGUUGCAACACAUGACUAUCAAACCAUUGGCAAAGAAGCAGUUUCAAUAUUACGCUCAUUUCGGUUCAGUCCUGGAGAUCUUCGAGGAAUUGGCGUCCAAAUGACAAAACUAGAGCCCAUCAAAUUGAAUCCCCUGGCUAUAGAAGGAAGCCAAAGGAAGAUAGCCUUUGCCCCGUUCGUUGAGCCAUCUCCUCUACAGAACCAAUUGAGAGCAGACCUUCUUGAUGGAUUAGAAGGGUUAGAAAGUUCGAGGAAAAGGCCGAUUUCUGAGUUGGAGUCCAAGUCACUGACAAAUGAUCUUGCAACACCUCGAAAACACAAAUCUCAUAAUAUAAGCGCGAUUGCUCAUCUAAACGCAUCUAGCACGCAGUUCCUUUUGCCGAGCAGCCCUGACCCUGCGGUAUUGGCUGAAUUACCAGGCGACAUCCGCACCAAGCUUAUGGCCCAACGUCCCAAGGCAGUGGCUGCCGAAUCCAACAUAGAGGCUCGCAAGUCAAGAUCCAAUAGCCCAAUGCUAGCGGAUCUACUCUCCUCUCAAGUUGAUUUGGAAGUGUUUGAUGCACUACCAGAAGAUAUGAAAGCGGAAGUAUUGGCGUUAUAUGGACGAAAACCGACUGAGCCUCCACAGCCCCGGCCUUCACCAAGGAAAUCCGAAAUGACUCAGUCCAGAAGGCCUACAACUCCAACGAAGGCUAGUGGGGUCGGUAUGUUUAGCAAGGCCCAACGCCAGCGAGAUGCCCAAGAAGGAAUGAUUCAAACCAACUUUCGGCCUCCAGUGCCAGCGGAAGAUGCUCAACCGGAAGAAAUCGAAGAACUGGAUCCGGAAUUCCUUGCAGAACUGCCUGAGGACGUCAGGAGAGAAGUAAUUGCAGAUCAUAGAAGGCGGCUGUUGGCGCUACAGUCAGGACUAGAGAUACCGUUUUCAAAAAUCCACCAAGAAACAAGUGUACUGCCUGGAGGCCAAAAAACGAUCCAGUUUCCAAUGCUGCCGCCAGUUAUAUCGUUCUCUGGCUCUAUCACUUCUUUGCCAGAGAUCAAGGACAUGGUAGAUGCAUGGCACUCCCAAACUAGAAAGGCGGGACCGCAUAAGAGAGACGUUGACGUUUUGGAAAGAUAUUUGGUCAAAGUAAUCAAAGAAGAACGCGAUCUGAGUAAGGCUGUUGCUUUGAUUAAAUGGUUAAGCGUGGUGGUUGAUCAGGAUGGGGUUGAUAGUAGAGGCCGUCGGGCUUGGAAACUGGCUGUCAGCGGCAUUAAGGUGGCCAUGCAAGCCGCAGUUGAGGAUAGAGGAUCGGUUAUAGGGGUAACCCAAUUCAUUAAUGAUUUGAGCGAUUCUUCUAAAACUCGGCUUCCUAGUUGUAUCUAG
Trichoderma asperellum CBS 433.97 is the source of this 3508-nucleotide messenger RNA. The record is from RefSeq and is a predicted model, not a curated record. NCBI's taxonomy places the organism in Eukaryota, Fungi, Ascomycota, Sordariomycetes, Hypocreales, Hypocreaceae.